UCUCUCUCUCUCUUUCUCUCUUGACUCUCGAGGCAUUCAGAAACGGAAACUGUUCAAAUGAAGAAACGAUUGCCUUAAAAAAGAACAACUCAGAAAACCCAACUCUUUAUUUUGUUCUUCUGGUCAAUCCCUCCAUAAAUUCUGAUCUGUACAGGCUUGAAUUGUUGAGACCUCCUCCUUCUUCCAUGAAUCGCCUUUUGGGAUUUCUUCUCUUGUUGGGUCUCUUUUCAAUUGGUUCCACGGGAGAGAAAUUUGACUCCCACCUCCUUCCUAGACCGUUAAUCCUCGAAUACUCUGAAACCCAUGAAUCACAAUUGAAAGGAUUUGACGAUGACGAGGUGCAGUUAAAGUGUACGAGUUGGAGGUUUGCAGUUGAGGCUAAUAACCUAAAUCCAUGGAAGACGAUCCCACCAGAAUGUGCUAGCUAUGUGAAGGAUUACAUGACAAGCAGAGCUUACAGCUUUGAUCUCGAGAGGGUUUCCAUGGAGGCGGGUAGUUACGCAAGGAGCCUUCAGCUCGCUGGAGAUGGGAUGGAUGCCUGGAUUUUCGAUAUCGAUGAGACGCUGCUGUCGAAUCUUCCGUAUUAUUUCGACCAUGGGUUCGGUUUGGAGGUUUUUGAUUCGCGUGAAUUUGAUAAAUGGGUAGAAAAAGCUGCUGCUCCUUCCAUAGAUUUGAGUUUGAAGUUGUAUAAGGAGGUCUUGGGUUUGGGAUUCAAGGUCUUCUUAUUAACAGGGAGGACCGAAAGCCAGAGGACUGUUACUGUUGAGAAUUUAAGAAAUGCAGGAUUUCAGGAUUGGGACAAGCUUAUAUUGAGAGCCUUGGAGGACCAUGGAAAAACUGCAACUCUAUACAAGUCAGAGAAGAGGAAUGAGAUGGUGAAAGAAGGAUAUAGGAUUCUGGGGAACUCUGGAGACCAAUGGAGUGAUUUACUAGGUUACUCCAUUUCAAAUCGUUCUUUCAAGCUUCCAAAUCCUAUGUACUAUAUUCCCUGACAGGGAUUCUUCAUUGACAGCAGCAAUCAUAGAACUUUUCAAUUUCUAUGAACAUAUUCAUUCCUGAAGUCAGCUCUCUGACUCCUGUUAAGUGUAAAUCCAAACAACAGAUCAUUGUGUAGAUUCAUUUGCAUCAGAAAGGGACUACUACUAGCUAUCACUCUC
Macadamia integrifolia is the source of this 1157-nucleotide messenger RNA. Its product is annotated as acid phosphatase 1-like. The transcript has 3 exons. Gene Ontology annotation, molecular function: acid phosphatase activity. The record is from RefSeq and is a predicted model, not a curated record. The coding region runs from base 186 to 992 and encodes 268 amino acids. NCBI's taxonomy places the organism in Eukaryota, Viridiplantae, Streptophyta, Magnoliopsida, Proteales, Proteaceae.